AUGCAUCAGAAAAUUCACACGGGCGAGAAGCCGUAUCCCUGCCCUGAUUGCGGAAAAUGUUACACACGAAAAUUUGACCUUGUUGUACAUCAAAGAUCUCACACAGGAGAAAAGCCGUAUUCCUGCCCUGAGUGCGGGAAAAGUUUUUCACGGAAGUCCGGUCUUGCUGAUCAUCAGAUCUGCCACAUGCAGGAAAGGCUUUAUUCCUGUUCUGAGUGCGGGAAAUGUUUUAAACAGAAGUCUUGUCUUACCAAACAUCAGAGAACCCACAUAGGGGAGAAGCUGCAUCCCUGCGCCGAGUGCGGGAAAUGUUUUACACGGAAAUCAGUCCUUGUUAUACAUCAAAGAUCUCACACGGGGGAGAAGCCGUUUUCCUGCCCUGAGUGCAGGAAAUGUUUUUCACACAAGUCCCAUCUUUACGUACAUCAGAGAUCUCACACGGGCGAGAAGCCGUAUCCCUGCCCCGAGUGCGGGAAAUGUUUUGCACAGACGUCCACUCUUAGUGCACAUCAGAGGAUUCACACGGGUGAGAAUCCUGAAUGUUCGGAAAGUUUUAGCUCUAAAUUAAGUCUUUCUGUACAUCAGAGGUCCCACACAGGGGAGGAGCUUCAUUCCUGUUCUGAGUGCAGGAAAGGUUUUCUUCAUAAAUCAACACUCAUCACACAUUACAGGACUCACACAGGGGAGAAGCCACAUUCCUGUACUGAGUGCAGGAAAUGUUUUUCUCGUACAUCAAGCCUGAAGUUACAUUACAGAACUCACACGGGGGAAAAGCCGUAUUCCUGCCCUGAGUGCGGGAAAUGUUUUAUUAGUAAUUCACACUUUGUUAAACACCAAAGAACUCACAUGGGGGAGAAGCCGUAUUGCUGCCCUGAGUGCGGGAAAGGUUUUCCAUCAAAAUCAAACUUUAUUAGACAUCAAAAAACGCACAUGGGAGAGAAGCCAUAUUCCUGUCCUGAGUGCUGGAAAUGUUUUUCAGAUAAGUCUUAUUUUAGCAAGCAUCAGAGACUGCACACAGGUGAGAAGCCAUAUGCUUGCCCUGAGUGUGGGAAAUGUUUUCAACAGAAUUCACAACUUGUUACACAUCAAAGAUCUCAUAUGAGGGAGAAGCAGUAUUCUUGCCUUGAGUGUGGGAAAUGUUUUUCGCAGCUAUCUCAUUUGAUUGUGCAUCAGAGAACUCACACGGGGAGAAGCCAUAUUCCUGCGCUGAGUGUGGAAAAUGUUUUUCACAGAAGUGAGAAGCCGCAUUCCUGUCCUGAGUGCGGGAAAUGUUUUUCAGAUAAGGCCAAUGUUAUUAAACAUCAGAUAUGCCACAUGGGUGAAAAGCCAUUUUCCUGCCCUGAGUGUGGGAAAUGUUAUGCACAAAAAUCUGAACUUUUUGAACAUCAGAAAUUUCACUCAAGGGCUAAACCGUAUUCUUGCCCCGAGUGCGGGACAUGUUUUGCACAUAGAGGCAGUCUUGUCUUGCACAAGAAAUUGCACACGGACAGGAGGCUGUAUUCAUGUCCCGACUGUGAGAAAACAUUUUACACAAAAGGGUACUCUUACCAAACAUCAGAGAAUCCACACAGGCAAGAAUCUACAUUCCUGUCCCAAGUGUGGGAAAUGUUUUACACAGAAGUCUGGUCUCAUCAGACAUCAGAGAACCCACUCAACCCCCUCUUGCAGUGUAAAAUCUCACAUGAGCUGAAAACCCUAUUCCUGCUCUGCGUCCGGGAAAUGCUUUCCCACAGAAGUCUUGUCUUGCCAAACAUCAGAGAACCUACGCCACCCUUGAGGUGCAUUAGUGCCCUGAGUGUGGGAAAUGUUUUCCCACAGAAGUCUAGUCUUGCCAGACAUUGGAGAUUGCACACGGGAGAGAAGCCGUAUUCCUGCCCGGAGUGCGCAAAAUGUUAUUCACAAAAAUCAGACCUUCUUAUACAUCAAAGGACCCACACGGGGGAGAAGCCGUAUUUCUGUUCCGAGUGCGGGAAAUGUUUUUCGCAGAAAUCAGAACUUGUCAUACACCAAAGAUCUCACACGGGGGAAAGUCCAUAUUCCUGCUUUGAGUGCGGGAAAGUUUUUUCAGAAAGGGGCAGUCUUUCCCGACAUCAGAGAUUGCACACGGGAGAAAACUUGUAUUCCUGUACGGAGUGCGGGAAAUGUUUCCUGGGCAAAUCUGACCUUGUUACACAUCAAAGAUCUCACUCAGGGGAGAAGCCGUAUUCCUGCUCUGAGUGCGGGAAAGGUUUUUCACAGAAGUCCCAUGUUCUUACACAUAAGAGGUCUCACACGGGGAGAAGCCGUAUUCCUGUCAUCUGUGCGGGAAAUCUUUUUCGCAGAAGUCAAAUCUUACCGCGCAUCAGAUAUGCCACACGCAGGAAAAGCUGUUUUGCUGCCCUGAGUGCGGGAAAUGUUAUCCGCGGAAAUCAUCGCUUCUCACGCAUCAGCUAUCUCACACGGGGGAGAAGCCGUUUUCCUGCGAGUGCGGGAGAAGGUAUACACGGAAAUCAGACCUUGCGAAACAUCAGAGAUCUCACAGAGUGGAGGUGCUGUAUUCCCGCCCUUAGUGCGGGAAAUGUUUUCUAUUUAUUUAUUUAUUGUCAUGUUUUCUAA
Molecule: messenger RNA, 2595 nt
Organism: Staurois parvus
Lineage: Eukaryota; Metazoa; Chordata; Amphibia; Anura; Ranidae
Source: the annotation of a GenBank genome assembly